Aspergillus niger is the source of this 1194-nucleotide messenger RNA. RefSeq lists its product as hypothetical. The transcript is spliced from 10 exons. Bases 1 to 1194 code for a protein of 397 amino acids. The record is from RefSeq and is a predicted model, not a curated record. Lineage: Eukaryota; Fungi; Ascomycota; Eurotiomycetes; Eurotiales; Aspergillaceae.
AUGGGACUGAAUACAACUCUAACAUGUAUACAUGACUCGCCAUCCCUUGUUGAUGACCAAACGGAAGAUGAUGCAUUAGGGGCAGUACAGUCCGGGAGCCAUCGAAGACUAGCCGCUGCGAUGCAUAGCCUCAAGGCUGUUGCUCCUGCCCGUUACAGAAUCUACAUGUCUACCGGUCAGAUUCAUUCAACAUUCGAAGGCUCAACUUGCCCGAAGUCCAUCCGCGCAUGCUGUAUUGAGGUCGGUUCACAGCCACAGAGAGUUUCGACAUAUGGAGAAACACGCUUGAGUAUGGCCACUCCUCAUCAAGCCAUUCUUGAAUCCCCAAAUGAUGGUGCUACACUCACACUUGUUCUCAGUCGAAAUUCGGGUAAGACUAACGGGAGAGGAUCCACGCGACAAACACCCCGUGCUGGAGGGACAUGUUUGAGGCCCUCAGAGCGGCCUGAGGACCAUCCAGAUCCGACAAUCAACUGGGCAUUAUCAUCAGCCCUGAAGCCAUACACAAUUUUGAGUCUUUCUGCAUCUGUCAUAGAGAGAACAGGGUUCGGCAACCCUGGCCUCGAUGUCGGGAGACGGAGAAGAACGAUUUUGUCCUGUCACCUACGUCAUGGUGACAUUAACGAGGCGCCAUUGAGAAACAAUGAUGGCUGCUUAUUUGAGAUUACUAACACCGGUGCUUUGAAAAACACAGUGUUUUCUGUCUCACAAGCUAUCCUUGCAGCGCACGUUGGGCGCAAAAGAGAAAUCUGUGGCCACUGGGGACAAUAUCACUUCUCCGCCUCACGUUCUGCCCUAUGGUUCCCUAGAGGAGGAGGUGGUGGUGCUGCGGCCGAGCCACCCCUUGCCGCCAACGCAGCAACCAUAGCAUCUUCAUCUUUGGUCUCUACUUUUGUGGAUGGCGAUGUGCCGUUGCCGACUUCAAGGCCACGGAGUCCUCUGGCCCUCAAACAGAGUAGGGAGACGAUGAUACAUCUCAGCGGGCCACCUUCUCAACCGGCAGUUUUUCGUAUUGGGAAGUUUUCUGUGUCCAUCGGCGUGGUCAGGAUACGGGGAAAUGGGACUCCUGGCACAGUUGUAAAACGGUCGGGUGUCAUUUCUUCUGAAGAUGGGAACGUCCCGUGCACGGAGCUCGAAAUUGAACUGGGUUUACCGGAAGACGCUCGGCUUGGGAAGGGUGUGACUGGGGAGUAA